This is a messenger RNA of Epithele typhae, 3321 nucleotides long. RefSeq names its product ubiquitin carboxyl-terminal hydrolase-domain-containing protein. The transcript has 18 exons. The coding region runs from base 1 to 3321 and encodes 1106 amino acids. Gene Ontology annotation, biological process: nuclear-transcribed mRNA poly(A) tail shortening. Gene Ontology annotation, cellular component: PAN complex; P-body. NCBI's taxonomy places the organism in Eukaryota, Fungi, Basidiomycota, Agaricomycetes, Polyporales, Epitheliaceae. Gene Ontology annotation, molecular function: protein binding; nucleic acid binding. The record is from RefSeq and is a predicted model, not a curated record.
AUGUCGGCUACUUACCACCAGAUUCCGUCGCUCGUUUACCAGAGAGAUGUUCUACCUCAGCCCAUCACCUCCCUCUCCUUCGACCCGGUCACAGACAUUCUCUGGUCUGGCACCAAUUCCGGUCAUGUCUGCGCGAACUAUACCGCGCGCGGUCUGCGCGGCGUCCACUACCCCGUUGGCGGCCAUCUCGCGGUCAAGAAGAUCCUCGCGACGGAGAGCAACGUGAUCGCGUGCGGAGUGGCGAGCGAUGGGAUCGGCGCAUGGGGCAAGGGCGGCUUGAACGCGUGGUUCUUCAGGCCCGGUAACCAAAUCACCACGUUUUCCAACAAGCCGUCCAAUGGAUCUACCAUCGCGCUUUCGACCGCAAGUUCGGAGCUGAUUCUGCUCAACACCCAGACUGGAUCGGUCCUCCGCCGCUCGUCCGUCCCGAGCAUCCUCACCCAUCUGCACUUUACCGCGAGCCAAACGUACUUUGUGUCCGGCGACGCGGAUGGAUGGGUUAGGCUGCACGACCCACGCGACGCGACGACACGCUCCUAUGGAUCGAACAUGGUCAAGGCGCAUCUGAGCGGCAUUCAGGGCAUUGAAACGACUUCAACGCUGCUCUACACGAUCGGCCUAGGCAUGCGGCAAGGACGGCCAUUCCCGGAUCCGCUUGUGAAGGUGUACGACCUCCGCAAUCUCAAAGCACUCACGCCCAUCCCGUUCUCGCAAGGCCCGAGCUUCAUCACACGCUUCGCGAAUCGCCCGUCUACACUGGCGAUCACGUCCAGCCAAGGCUUAGUACAAAUCGUGGACACGACGAACCCGGCCACCAACGAGUUCUAUCAGCUGGACGCGCCCUCAUACAUCAGCUCUGUGGCGGUCUCUCCUACCGCUGGCUACAUGGCGUUCGGAGACUCGGACGGGGCGAUCCAUCUGCUCUCGGCAGCGGAGGAAGAGGCGAUGUUGCCUUUCAACGGGUUCGACGGGAAGCCGAUCGAAUGGCCCGACUCUGCGGAAGCUCUUCUGGACAUCACUUGGACGGACACGACCACUGCUCAGUCCCUGAACACUGUCGGCAUGCCGCAUUACAAGUCUUUGCUGUUAUCCUCAUGGUCCACCGACUUCGCACCUACAAACAUGUACUUCGCACCUCCGCCGAAGAUCCCGCAGCAAGUACUCAGCUCCAUCAAGGUCAACGACUCCAUCGCGUAUGCCUCGCUUCCCAAGGAGCUGCGUGGAAGGCGGAAUGUUGUGGCUACAGCCCCUCGUAAGAGUGGUGGUCGUUUCCGAAGCGGCAAGACUCGAUACAAUGAGUCAGAACCUGUGACUCCGACCCACGAGUACAACCCCGACAUCGUUCCCAAGUGCUAUCGCAAAGUCGAGAUCGAAUACUCGAAGUUCGGCGUAGAGGACUUUGACUUUGGUCAUGUCCGUCGUACCCAGUUCUACAACAAGACCUCGUUCAGCGGUUUAGAAACGCAUAUCUUGAACUCGUACACGAACGCGCUGGUACAAGUGAUGCACUACACACUCCCCAUUCGUCGCCUCGCCAAGUCGCACAUCACGACCGACUGUCCUCGCGAGCACUGCCUCCUAUGCGAGCUCGGGUUCGUCACUCGGAUGCUCGAGGAUGCACAUGGUACCAACUGCCAAUCGAGCAACUUCUGCAAAACCGUGGGCGUCCUUGCUCAGAUGAACAACGCCAUCGAGUUGAUGGACUACGGCCGCGAGAGCGCGGAGCUCAGCUACGCCCACAUGAUCCAGAUGUUCCAUCGUUUCCUCAUCGACCACCUCAGCUCAGAGGGCAACUCAUUCCCGCACAACCCGAUGCUGCUCCCUAACGCUGGACCCAUCGACAUGCUCUCGCCAGCGCCUGCCCCGAUCACCCAGCUUCUCGGCGUCGACGCGAAAAACAUCAUCGUCUGCGCCACCUGCCACGCCGUGCGCGAGAAGGAGAACAUGACGCACUUGAUCGACCUCAUCUAUCCCGUGCGACGCGCGCCUGACGCAGUUGGAGAGGCGGACUUCGCGUCCACGACGCACAAGGCGACGUGCCAGACGUGCAAGCAGUUCUCGACCUUCGAGACGCGGCGCGCGAUCCACUCGCGCGACCUCCCGCCCAUCCUAGCAGUCAACGCCGCUGCGCACGGAGAGGAGGCGCACAAGUUUUGGCGCGACUCGAGGCGACAGACGUUCCUGCGCCCGCGCGUCCAGAUCCACGGACAAAUCGACGGCAUGGACGACCCGGAGGCGGUUGUCGUGCCGAAGGAUGCCAACUCGCACCUCGUGGCGAUCAUUAAAGCCGUGGUUAUCUUCAAUGACUUCGUGGUGCAGAACAUAUCCGAGGACGAAGCUCUGAGCUUCCCUUCGGGUGGAAGGUCGGUGCCAGCUAUACUGUACCUUGAACGCGUGGACAUGGACAGGUCGAUCCUCUGCCGAGACACCAACAUUGCCGCAAAUCGCGAUUCCCGAGUCAUCAAGCACGAACCGCUGCGCUUCGAAGAGUUGCCUAAACCCGGUACUCUGAUUGCCAUUGACGCCGAGUUCGUGUCCAUGCAGCAAGAGGAGACCGAGUAUCGAUCCGACGGCACCAAGAAGGUCAUUCGACCUGCCCGUCUCUCGCUUGCUCGCGUGUCUGUGCUGCGUGGUGAUGGAUCGAAGGAGGGCAUGCCUUUCAUCGACGACCACAUCCAUACAAGCGAGAUCAUCGUCGACUAUCUGACGGAGUUCUCCGGCAUCAAGUUCGGCGACUUGGAUCCCAGCCUCUCGCGAUACACGUUGACGCCUUUGAAGGUCGUGUAUAAAAAGCUGCGUUUGCUUGUCGACAGCGGUUGCAUCUUAUCGGGCACGGCCUAUCGAAGGACUUCCGCAUCAUCAGUGCAUAUCUUCGUACCGCAGGAGCAAGUGAUCGAUACCGUGGACCUAUACUUCCUUGAAGCUCGCCAGCGCCGACUCUCUUUGAAGUUCCUGACUUGGUUCGUUCUAAAGGAGAACAUCCAGACGGACACGCAUGAUUCGAUCGAAGAUGCACUGUCGGCACUGAAGCUGUACAAGUUGGAGGAAGUCUAUCGUGAGGGAAAACAAUACGUGAGUCUCUCCGCUCCCCGUAACCCUAAGUCCAUCAAUACAGACCUCCGGCACGACCCCAGAGCACUGUCCCCACGCCCGCAGCCGAUGGGUCGGGGCGGCUUCCUUUCGGGCCCACGCGGCGCGACACAGUUCAACAACCACGGCCACUACCCUCUACAAGCCGUUGCCACGCCGCCCAUCUUUCCCAUUCCUGGACCGAACCAUCACCCGCACGGGUUCAUGCAGCCUAAUUGGCGACACCGGUAG